Molecule: messenger RNA, 282 nt
Organism: Spirometra erinaceieuropaei
Lineage: Eukaryota; Metazoa; Platyhelminthes; Cestoda; Diphyllobothriidea; Diphyllobothriidae
Source: the annotation of a GenBank genome assembly
AUGGCCAGCACUGAGGAUGCGAAGACGAAGUUUUACAAAGACGUGCACGCCCUCCUGGCGACUGUUCCGUACUCGAACAAACUGACUGUUCGUGAUGACUUCAGUGUCCGCGUCAGGACAGACUGCGCUGUCCGGAGGGAAGUGGUGAACCUCCACGGAAUCGGCGGCUGCAAAGACGACAGCCUCCUUCUCCUGCAAACCUGCACGGAACACCGCCUCCUCCUGACCAAGACCUUCUGCAUUCCGAUGCACAAGAAAUCGACCUGGAUAGACCUACGAUAG